Molecule: messenger RNA, 3180 nt
Organism: Closterium sp. Naga37s-1
Lineage: Eukaryota; Viridiplantae; Streptophyta; Zygnematophyceae; Desmidiales; Closteriaceae
Source: the annotation of a GenBank genome assembly
AUGAGAGUCGAACGCGGAUCACGGCUCUCGAGGUCGGCAGUGCUGGUCGCAGCGUGGGCUGCGUGCCUCGUGACCGCCGUCGCGCUCCACUCGCCGCUCUCUCAGGUGCCCUUGCUCGCGUGCCCCGUUGCCCGCGUGCCACUCUCGCUGCUCCCAUGCGUGCCGUCCUGCGCCUGGCAGCCCGCGGAGGGCGCGGAGCAAACGGAUGGGGAAGCACACUGGCGGAGAGCAGAGGGCGUGCAACAAUGGGUUGGGGGGAGGGGCGACGGGUGGAGAAUUGGGGAAGGGGCGGCGAGUGGGGAGGAGGGUGGAGCGGGAGGAGUGAGGGGCGCGGGGGUGAAGCGAGGAGAGGCGGAGGCAGAGGGGGAACUCCGUGCAGGCAGGCGGCUGUUGGCUGCUGUGAUAGGGGGCAAGGGGGAUGAGGGGGGCGAGGGGGGUGAUGGGGGGAAGGGGGGUGCGGGGGAUGAGGGGGAACUGGAGCAGGCGGAGGGCAAGGGGAGUGAGGGUAGGAGCGAGGGAGAGAGAGCAGUGGGGGAGAAGGAAGGGGGGGGCUUGGGUGAUGAUGGCAAUGCAGCUGCGCCACAGGGCGCGGAUGAGCCAGAGGGCGCGGAUGAGCCACAGGGCGCGGAUGGGUCACAGGGCGCGGAUGAGCCAGAGGGCGCGGAUGGGUCACAGGGCGCGGAUGAGCCAGAGGGCGCGGAUGGGUCACAGGGCGCGGAUGAGCCAGAGGGCGCGGAUGGGUCACAGGGCGCGGAUGAGCCAGAGGGCGCGGAUGGGUCACAGGGCGCAGAUGGGUCACAUGGCGCAGAUGGGUCACAUGGCGCAGAUGGGUCACAUGGCGCAGAUGGGUCACAUGUCGCAGAUGGGUCACAUGUCGCAGAUGGGUCACAUGGCAUGGGGCCAUAUUCGGCGGAGGAGGGCGGGGCAGACGGGUCGGAGGAGGAGGAGGGAGAGGGUAUGGAAGGCGAUGAGGCAGGUGGUGCGUGGGAGGAGGGGGAGGGCGCGGCAGGGUCGGAGGGCAACACAGGGGGGUUUGGGUGGAGGGAGGCUAAGGAGAGUGUGGAGGUAGCAGCAGCAUUGGGGGAAGCAGAGGGUGCAGGCAGCGAUGAAGACGUGUUGUUUGACAUCCCUCCUGCUCCUGCUGCUCCUGCUGCUGCUGCUGCUGCUGCUGCUGCUGCUGCUGUCCCUGAUGAUGGCGCGGCGCAGCAGGGUGAGAUGGGAGGGGAUGACACCGUCCCUCCUCCUCCUCUCCUUCCUCUAUCUCCCCCCUUCCCUUCCUUACCCUGUCACGCACCUGCGCUGCCCCCUCGCACGCCCGUUCUCACCGUGCCACCCUCACCCCGCCUGUCCACCGUCGGUCGCAUCACGCACGGCACGGGCCCUUCCCUCCGGCAGGUGGCAGCCAAGCCGGCCCACCUGUGGCGGGUGGGGGUGUGCCUCGUGGGCGGGGCGCGCGACUUCGAGCUCACGGGCCCGUCCAUCGUGCAGCGCCUGCUGCUGCCGCUGCUGCCGCACCGCCCCGUGCUCUUCGUGCACGCGCCCCUUGACCGCGCCUCCUUCAAGCUCUGGCCGCUGCUCUGGGCUGCGCGGCGCGGCGUGGCCGUGGGGGCGGUGCGCGUGUUCCCCAGCACGUGGGUGAAUGAGAGCGCCCUGCCGCCGGGGGUGGUGGAGGACCCUUCCUCGCCACACGGCACUCAGGGCAUGCUGCAGUACUUCCGUCUCGUGGAGGGGUGCAUCCCCCUCAUGCGCGCCUACGAGCGCCGCCACGCCAUCACCUUCGACUGGCUGCUGCGCACGCGAGUCGACACCUUCUGGCACCGCCCCCUGCCGCCGCUCUCCGCCUUCCCCCUGCACGCCUACACCAUCCCCUUCGGCUCCGACUGCUUCGGCCUGAAUGACCGCUUUGGCCUCGGCACGUGGCACACCGCCCUGCCCGCGCUCUCGCGCCUCUCCAUGCUGCCUGCCAUUGCUGCGGGCGGCGCGUUUCGGCAGUUUUCUAUGCAGGGCGUGGGCGGGCUGGGGCAGGAGGCGAGCAACUCGCAUGCCAUCCCCGUGGAGGUACCAACAGGGCUGAACUCAGAGCAGGCGUUCAAGGCGCAGCUGGCACUGGCAGGGGUGCCAGUAGCACGGGCGGACCUGGCGUUCUGUGUGGUGAGCCGGCGAGUGUACCGGCACCACGCCAUGCCCGUGCUCUCGCUCAACACGUCCACGCCCCUCAACGGCGCCAAGUGCCGGCCCUGCUACCCCAAGAUCAAAGGUGCCGAGGCCAAUCUGCGCAUCCGGCGGUGGUACCUGGAGGGCUCGCGCUUCGGUCCGCACCGCUCGCCCUCAUUCGCCAACCGCACCGACUUUGCGCUGUGCGACGCCGCCAAGCCGUGGCCCGCCCCCCACGUGGCGGCCGCCCUGUUUGACGCCGCUGCCGGGCCACGGCUGGCGAGGGAGCGCCACUCCAUCAUGCAUGUCACCCUGCGCGGCUGCGCACGCAACUUCAGGAAGCUGCGGCGGCAUGCGGAGGAGUGGCAGGCGCCAGCAGAGGCGGUGCUGUGCUUCCGGUCGCAGCUGGGGGAGGUGCAGCUGCUGGGGCCGCCUGGCCAGUGCUUCUACACCGCGCUGCACGGGGUCAACCGCACCAGCCUGGUCAUGACAACCACACCGGGAGCCGCACAUGCGAAGGGCUCGUGGGAGUGGAGCAUGCGGCGCCAUGCGCCUGGCCUCCACAUCUCUGCUCUCCCUGCUGCCGUCACACAUGCCUCCUCCACCGCCCACACACUCAAGCUGUCACUCACAGGCGCUGACCUGCCACUCAUCUUCGACUGGCAGAAGCAAAACGCCUCACUGCCCACCUGCCAGCUGCUGCUUGCCUUCCCAGAUGCGGUGGCCCCACUGGACCGCAACGCCACCAUCACUGCCCUGCACCACCUCGGAUUCCACCUCAUGGCGUGCAUUCAAGAACCGCGUGUCACGGUCGAGAGAUGCUCCUUCUUCUCCGUGAAAUACUGCUCGCAGCUCUUAGAUCCAGUAGGUGGCGGGCACCUCCACGAGGAAGCUGGAGGCCGCCAGCAGCGCCGCCAGGGCGCCCAGCAGCAGCGACGGCACGUGGAACGUGGCCAGCAGCGCCAGCAGCACACGCAGCACCACUGCCUCCUGUGCACGGCACCUGGUGGGGGCGAGAGUACGUAG